Periconia digitata is the source of this 471-nucleotide messenger RNA. The record is from the annotation of a GenBank genome assembly. Lineage: Eukaryota; Fungi; Ascomycota; Dothideomycetes; Pleosporales; Periconiaceae.
AUGGCAGAGCAGUCGAAGCGAGACCGAAAUAAACAGUUAAAAAAACGGUUGGAUGGAUUAGAAAACAAGGUUUACCAAUAUGGAGAGCUGGGCGUUGACAUUGCACUGAUUAUUGGUUAUCGAGAGAAAGAGGGUGGAUAUUCUUAUACAACUUCAGAGGAGUUUCUGCAGAGAAUUCCAGAACUAAGAUCACAUCCCAAAUGUGUAAACCGACUUCCCGAAGAUAUAAAAAGGAUGGAUGCGCAGUCUGGUUCAAACACGACGCGCCAAAUCAAGAAGAGACGACUCAGGAGAGCCAAGAAAACCAAUGAGACGGAACAAUCAUCAUCAAACCCACUACUAGGCCCAAAAAAUGCGAAAGACAAUGUACAUGAAGAAACGUCUUUCUUCCCGGACCCACCCACCCUUGAUUUGCCUAUAAAUCCGAAGGGGGGUUUUCGAGAAGUUUAUCUUGGAGAAAUGCCAAAAUAG